Molecule: messenger RNA, 888 nt
Organism: Solanum stenotomum
Lineage: Eukaryota; Viridiplantae; Streptophyta; Magnoliopsida; Solanales; Solanaceae
Product: acireductone dioxygenase 1-like
Exons: 4
Coding region: 134-697 (187 amino acids)
Molecular function (GO): acireductone dioxygenase [iron(II)-requiring] activity
Source: RefSeq, a predicted model, not a curated record
AAACAAACUUUCGCCACAUAAAUUUAAAUGAAAUUCUCUGUGUACACGUGGCAAUCCGUCAAAAUUAGUUUUACUUUAUAAUAUAAAGUUUAUUAAGGUCCAUGUAACCAAAUAAUUAACAUUAUCAGCAGAAAUGGCAAUCGAGGCAUGGUUUAUGGAUGAAAAUUCAGAAGAUCAGCGGCUACCGCACCAGAAGAACCCACCGGAGUUUGUUUCAGUGGAGAAAUUAGCAGAACUCGGAGUUUUAUACUGGAAAUUGAACCCUAAUGAUUACGAGAACGAUGAAGAAUUGAAAAAAAUUCGUGAAAGUAGAGGCUACAGCUACAUGGACUUGCUGGAUUUAUGCCCUGAGAAAGUUGAUAACUAUGAGCAGAAGUUGAAAAAUUUCUACACGGAGCACAUACACGCAGAUGAGGAGAUACGUUACUGUCUGGAAGGGAGUGGAUAUUUUGAUGUGAGAGACAAGGAUGAUCGCUGGAUUCGCAUCUGGAUGAAGGCCGGUGAUAUGAUCGUCCUGCCUGCUGGGAUUUACCACCGGUUCACCCUAGAUACUGAUAACUAUGUCAAGUUAAUGAGGUUGUUUGUGGGAGAGCCGGUGUGGACGCCUUACAAUCGACCACAAGAAGAUCAUCCAGCAAGGAAGGUGUACAUCAAGAGUGUUACUGAAAGAGUAGGAGUGCCUCUUGCAGCACACUAAGACAUAUUUGAGCUCUGCAAACCUGAGAGUGAGGCAAAUUAUUAAAACUUGGGAAUAAGUUUUGCUGCAUAUUAAUUGUUGUAUGUUUGUAUAGAAUAUCUUCUAUAUAUCUGGAGACAAUGUAAUAAUCAAUAUUAAUCUAAUCUGAUGAAGAUAUAUCUGGACUUGGCCUAUGGUCUCUAGUUAGUGAA